This is a messenger RNA of Pogona vitticeps (central bearded dragon), 1959 nucleotides long. RefSeq names its product leukocyte elastase inhibitor. Gene Ontology annotation, biological process: negative regulation of endopeptidase activity. Gene Ontology annotation, molecular function: serine-type endopeptidase inhibitor activity. NCBI's taxonomy places the organism in Eukaryota, Metazoa, Chordata, Lepidosauria, Squamata, Agamidae. The record is from RefSeq and is a predicted model, not a curated record.
GGAAGGAAUCAGUACAUGAAGGUUUGCUGGAACGCCAUACUGGUGGGAGAUUCCACUGCAGAGUUGCUGGCAGGAAAUUCUGCAUAUGCAACUGGUAACAACCUGAUUUGUCUAAAUAGCAUGGAGGCACUCAGCGUGGCCAACGUGGGUUUCGCCAUUGAUUUCUUCAAGCAUGUGUGCAAGACUCAAAACCACCAAAAUGUCCUGGUUUCACCAUGGAGCAUUUCCUCUAUUAUGGCGAUUAUAUACCUUGGGGCCAAAAACCGUACUGCAGAGCAGAUAGCCAAGGUGCUUCACUUUGAUAAAGCUGGAGGAAAUGAGACUGCCUAUCGAAGAAGACAUCCACGAGUCUAUUCCAAACUAGAAGAGCUUUUGUAUAACCCUUGCAUCCAGAUUCCAAAGCUUGAGAACUCCGUUGAAACAUCAGACAACAUCCAUUCAAGAUUCCAGGCACUUAGCAAAGAAAUCAAUCAACCCACCAAACAUUUUUUGCUUAGAAGUGUCAAUCAACUUUAUGGCGACAGAUCAGUGCCUUUCCAAAAAGACUUUUUACAGUCAGUGAAGGAAUGCUAUAAGGCAGAGCCACAAACAGUAAACUUCCAAGAAGCUGCAGAAGAAGUUAGGAAGAAGAUCAAUUCCUGGGUUGAAUGCCAGACAGAAGGUAAAAUACAGAACCUGCUGAGUGAGGGGUCUGUAGAUUCACUCACCCAGCUAAUCUUGGUGAAUGCGCUGUACUUUAAAGGAAACUGGGCAAAGACAUUCAAGAAGGAAGAUACAACAGACCAGCCUUUCAGAUUGAACCAGAGCACGAGUAAGCCAGUGAAGAUGAUGUUUCAGCAUGAUACAUUCAACUGGAACUACAUAAGAGAGCUACAGACUCAGAUUCUAGAGCUCCAGUAUCUCAGAAAUGAACUCAGCAUGUUUAUAUUGCUCCCUGAUGACAUUAGUGAUGACGGCACCGGCCUAGAAAGGCUAGAAAAAGAAAUAACAUACGAGGCCUUAUCCAAGUGGACCAGCCCAGAAGAAAUGGAAGAAGUUGAAGCGAAUGUGUAUCUCCCUAGGAUCCAGCUAGAAGACCAUUAUGAGCUGAAGUCAACUCUGAGCAGCAUGGGGAUGACAGAUGCCUUCAGCACAGACCACGCUGACUUCACUGGGAUGUCUGUGGAGAAGGAGUUGGUUCUGUCCCAGGUUUUUCACAAGUGCUUUGUUGAUAUCAAUGAAGAAGGCACAGAGGCUGCCUCUGGAAGUGCAGCUGAUGUCGUUGGGCGAAGCGAUGGGGGUGCAGUUUUGUUUGCAGCUGAUCACCCUUUCCUUUUUUUCAUCAGGCAUAACAAAACCAAAAGCAUCCUCUUCUUUGGAAGAUUCUGUUGCCCUUAAAAAAAUUACCUUUCUGUUAGCCAAUAGGAAGGACCUCGCAACAGGAGGAAGACAGGCUUCAUGAGCACAGUCUGUCUAAAUAUGAUGUUUUCUUCAUUUUCCUGUAUGGGUGAGGAAUAGGAAGAGGCUACAUAUGGCUGCAGCUGAUAUGCUCAGCAAGAUGUCAAGUCACUUCUUCAAAAACCAAACCAACCAAACCCUCAAACCCACACAUGAGAUAUGGUGUGCAUUUUAUUCCCAUGUAUUUUUGUAAAUUGCAUUUUAGUAGAAAUACAAAAUAUUUGAUGCAUCUUUCUUUUUAUGAAGUGAACUUACUAAUAUUUUUUAAGUAACUCAUGGAAGUCAGUGGACAAUACAAACCUUUUCCUGUCAUGUCUUUACAAGCAAUGUAUAUAUUGUAUACCGCAUAUUGUUACAUCUGGAUUGUAGUUAUAUGUUUCAUUAUAGUUAUUUUAUUGUUUAUUUAUAAUUUUUAUUAUUUUAUUGUGUUGUAUUUUGCAACUUUUAAUAUUGGAAGACACUGGGAUUUUUAAACUAAAAAGGCUUGCAAAAAUGAUUUGAAAUAAAAGUCACUUGACAAUU